AUGAUUAAAAGAUGGAUAUUGGAAGAUGAGGAUGGUGAUUAUGACGAUGAGCUUGGUUUGUUUGAUGUGGCUACUGAGAGAGUGAGUCAUCGAACAGAUAGAGGAGCAGGAUGGCGUUAUGUUCAACAGCUUAUGUAUGAAUCUGAUCAGCAGUGCUAUGACAUUCUUCGGAUGCAUCAGAGAACUUUUAAAGCUUUGUGUAAGUUGCUAACUGAGCAAUAUGGAUUGAAAGAGUCUCACAAUGUCUACCUUGAGGAAUCUGUUGCAAUGUUUCUUGAGGUUGUUGGUCAAGAUAAGACUAAGCGGGUUAUUGCUUCAAGGUAUCAAAGAUCAUUGGAUACGGUACAAAGAAAGCUUGAUGAUGUCUUGAGUGCUCUUCUCAAGUUUGCAGCAGAUACACUAAGACCACAAGAAGGCGAGUUUGAAAGAGUAAGUCCUGUUGUGAGGAAUGAUCGUCAGUAUUGGCCUCAUUUCAAAGAUUGUGUCGGAGCACUUGAUGGAACGCAUGUCCCGGUUCGUCCUCCAAGUCAGAAUGCAGAAGCCUAUAAUGGUAGAAAAGGAGUUACAAUGAAUGUUCUUGCUAUAUGUAACUUCGAUAUGAAGUUCAUAUAUGCAUAUGUCGGAGUACCUGGUAGAGCACAUGAUUCAAAGGUCUUGACUCAUUGUGCGAGGAAUGAGGCUUCUUUCCCACAUCCUCCUCCUGGAAAGUACUACUUAGUUGAUUCCGGAUACUCGACCAGGACAGGGUAUCUUGGUCCGCAUCGUAAUAUGCGAUAUCAUAUUCCUCAAUUUCAGAGAGGAGGACCACCAGUUAGUGCACGAGAGCUGUUUAACAAAAGGCAUUCAAGUCUGCGAUCAUACAUUGAGAGGACAUUUGGAGUAUGGAAAGCAAAAUGGAGGAUUUUGGACCGUAAGCAUCCAAAGUAUGGUCUGGUCAAGUGGAUUAAGGUGCCGACUGAAUGGGAAAAUGUUGAUGUUGGAGUAGAAGAAGAAGAAGAAGAAGGUGAUGAUGAUGAUGGUGGUGGACAUAUUGAAUAUGAACCGAGAGGUGAUACAGUAAUGGAGGCUUUGCAUGAUAAUAUCACAAAUGGAUUUGGUAGAGGUCGUUUACCAUACUAA
Molecule: messenger RNA, 1119 nt
Organism: Raphanus sativus (radish)
Lineage: Eukaryota; Viridiplantae; Streptophyta; Magnoliopsida; Brassicales; Brassicaceae
Exons: 2
Coding region: 1-1119 (372 amino acids)
Source: RefSeq, a predicted model, not a curated record